Lactuca saligna is the source of this 444-nucleotide messenger RNA. The record is from the annotation of a GenBank genome assembly. Lineage: Eukaryota; Viridiplantae; Streptophyta; Magnoliopsida; Asterales; Asteraceae.
AUGCAUCCUUCUAUUGUAUCCGUCUCCAUCAUCAAACCUUCCUACCGUCCAUAUUUCUCCACUGACAGAACCCAUCCAUCUUCGAUCCAUCGACUAUCAUAUCACCUCCGAUUAGCACCUCCGUCACCGCCCUGCUCUCCGAUCGAAGGCAUCCAGAGUUACUCACCCCAAUCAUUAUCAGUAGUUGGAGCAUUCUCUUGUCGUGUUCCACCACUUCAGAUUAGCGCCACCCCUUUUCAUGUAAUAGAUGAUGAUGGUGAUGACACUUCCCACCAUGAGCCACCACCUUCUACUGCUUCACCUUCUACAGCAUCACCUUCUGCUGCUUCACCAUCUGGUAACCCCAACAAAAGGGCUAAACCCUCAACUCCUAUACCUCCUCGUGCCUUACCGUCUGCUUCUUUACCUGAUGGAACUUCUAUUGCUGGUACAAAGUUUGACUAA